Exophiala spinifera is the source of this 345-nucleotide messenger RNA. RefSeq lists its product as uncharacterized. The record is from RefSeq and is a predicted model, not a curated record. Lineage: Eukaryota; Fungi; Ascomycota; Eurotiomycetes; Chaetothyriales; Herpotrichiellaceae. The transcript has 2 exons. The coding region runs from base 1 to 345 and encodes 114 amino acids.
AUGAGUUCUCCGACCAAAGACAAAAGUCGCGCCUCAGGCUCUGAGGGGACAAUGAAAUCCUCCUCGCAAGACUCCACGCAAGAGUCUAGCUUGAUCCGUGACGGGUCAUCGAAGUCACCAGUCAUGCGCCACUUGUCACCGCCGCCAACUGCACUGGAAGACAUUUCACCCGAACUCUCACAUGUCAUCGACGAGUGGAGUGGCCAGGAUUCCCCCUUCAGUCCUCAAGACUCUCAAGAUUUUGAAGCGCGUGUUAUGAAAAAUGAGUUCGAUGUCCACAGUCUGGGGUACGUGACCUCUUUGCCAGAGAUCGAAGACGAGCUCAAUGCUGACACGGAGUCAUAG